Molecule: messenger RNA, 915 nt
Organism: Candidozyma pseudohaemuli
Lineage: Eukaryota; Fungi; Ascomycota; Pichiomycetes; Serinales; Metschnikowiaceae
Product: M48 family metallopeptidase
Exons: 1
Coding region: 1-915 (304 amino acids)
Biological process (GO): CAAX-box protein processing
Cellular component (GO): endoplasmic reticulum membrane
Molecular function (GO): metalloendopeptidase activity
Source: RefSeq, a predicted model, not a curated record
AUGACGAAAUCGAAAUUUUACAGAGAUCUGGUUUUAUCGCUUGUUAUUUCAGACCUCAUUUAUGCUUUGGCGGUAUUUGUAUUUGUAAAGAUCGUGAGGUUUUUUGGCGCCAGCUUUCUCAUAUACACAAUUGUUACUGUUGUCAUUGGCUUCCUUUUAUUCCAGACAAUCAUUCCUAUUGUCAUUUUACCGUUGUUUCAUAAACUCACACCUUUGGAAGAAGGCGAGUUGAAGACGGCGAUUGAAGAUUUGGCGAAGAGAAACGGCUUUCCCACUUCACGCCUACUUGUAAUUGAUGGUUCCACCACGAGCACCCAUGCGAAUGCUUUUUUUCUGGGCUUACCUUGGAACAAGCAGAUCGUGCUUUAUGAUACACUAAUUCAAAAGUUCCCCACCAGCGAGAUUAUUGCCGUUUUGGCGCACGAGCUAGGCCAUUGGAAAUUGGGCCAUGUCCUUCAAGUGAAUAUCCAUAUUUGGUUGAUAUUGGCAAUUAAUUUCGCCUUUUUCUCGGCAUUUUUUGACAACUCCUCUCUUGUGAAAGCAUUUGGGUUCGCCAACCCCUCUCCAGCCAUCAACUUUGUGCUUUUCACUUACCUCACCUGGCCAUUAGAUACAUUUAACUCAAUUUCCAGAAAUUUUAUGGUCAGAAGAAAUGAAUUUCAGGCUGAUAACUAUGCGAAGGAACAGGGAUACAAAGACGAGAUUGCUAGCGGCUUAAUUCGUCUUAAUAGUGAAAGUUUGGAUGUCUUGUACACUGACUGGUUAUAUUCCAUUUGCAACUCAAGUCACCCAAGUUUGGUGGAACGGUUGGUUGCCAUUGGCUAUCAACCAAAGCAGAAGGUGAGGAAGAGAGGGUUAGAGGUAACAAAGGAGGAGGAUGAGAAGGGGGACAUUGAAGAGCGAGAGAUACUCUAG